Pezoporus occidentalis (night parrot) is the source of this 5404-nucleotide messenger RNA. It is a transcript of the gene BOLL, whose product is annotated as boule homolog, RNA binding protein. The transcript has 13 exons. Gene Ontology annotation, cellular component: cytoplasm. The record is from RefSeq and is a predicted model, not a curated record. Gene Ontology annotation, biological process: positive regulation of translational initiation; 3'-UTR-mediated mRNA stabilization. NCBI's taxonomy places the organism in Eukaryota, Metazoa, Chordata, Aves, Psittaciformes, Psittacidae. The coding region runs from base 129 to 992 and encodes 287 amino acids. Gene Ontology annotation, molecular function: mRNA 3'-UTR binding; translation activator activity.
ACCCGCUGUGUGUUCCUGCGUCCGUUGCAAGGCCCCUCUGCCGGUGCUCGUCGGCUGGGCGCGAGGCGGAGCUGAGGAGAGUUGGCGCGUGCCGGCAACGUGCCGGGGCUUGAGGCGGCGACGGGGAGAUGGAGCCCGACAGCGCGCAGACACCAAAUCAGAUGCAAACAGAAUCUUUAUAUUCAUGUCCCAACACUGCGUCUCCAGUGCCAUUAAAUAGUCUGACCAGUACUCCAAGGUUUGGAACAGUUACUCCAAAUCGCGUCUUUGUAGGAGGAAUUGAUUUUAAGACUAAUGAAAACGAUCUGAAGAAGUUUUUUGCUCAGUAUGGCAGUGUGAAAGAAGUGAAGAUAGUAAAUGACAGAGCUGGAGUAUCAAAGGGGUAUGGCUUCAUUACUUUUGAAACUCAAGAAGAUGCACAGAAGAUUUUACAAGAGGCUAAAAAACUUAAUUAUAGGGAUAAGAAAUUGAAUAUUGGUCCAGCAAUCAGAAAACAACAAAUACGGAAUCCUCGUUCUACUGUAAUACCAGAAGCUGCUACAAUGUACUUAACUACAUCAAGUGGAUAUCCCUACAUAUACCAUAAUGGAGUGGCUUAUUUUCAUACAUCUGAAGUUGCUUCUGUUCAGCAGCCAUGGCCAUCGCGCUCUGUUUCCAGUUCACCUGUGAUGGUGGCUCAACCCGUUUAUCAGUCUCCUACAUACCAGUAUCAGGCACCAGCCACCUGUGUUCCAAGUCAGUGGCAGUGGCCUGUUCCACAGUCUGCUGUCUCUUCACCUUCAUUCUUGUAUGUGCAACCAUCUGAAGUCAUUUAUCAGCCGAUAGGGAUUACCCAGGAAAGUGGAUGUGUACCUCCACCUCUCCUUGUAGAAGCUGCAGCUCCAGAGGUGUAUUCUGAUCACGGAGUUCAAGCGUCACAUCACCAGCCUAUUGUUCAGAAUGCUAUAGCCAUGCCUGCGCCUGGCCAGGGCUAUACGAGCAAGAUAGCAUGAAGUAAGUUACAAGACACUAUGGAGCAUUCAGUAUUAAGCCAUUUGGGCAGCUCUCGUCUGCCUGCACUGAUUUUUCUUGUCCUGUCCUUCCUAUGUGGCUGAGAUCCAUCAUCACCAUAGCAGCUCGCAGCUGCCUGCUGUGGAACUUGCGGAACUGAAGCUGCAUUCUGUGAGAAGAAAUUUUUCACAUCAUUCCUCUGAGUCUGAAACCUCAAUGCACAUGAAGUCCCCAUUUCAUCCUAGACACGAUUACAGAAUGGAAGAUAAAAUUCUCAUACCACCUUCUACAGACUGUAAACCAAAUUUUAUUUUCUUUUAGCUAUCUACUACCUAUCACACGGAGCAGAUAUUCUUCCUAACUCCUAACGUUUGCCUGAAAGUGCCAAAGUUAAAUAGUACUCCUUUUUGUAAAGUAAUCAAAUGAAAUAUUGUAGUUUGGACAGGUAAAAACAUGUGAAACCAUAAUUUUUAUCCUGCAUUUCCUUUCUUAGUAAAAAUACUGUUACAGGACAAAAUGGGGAUUUCUGAUACACAGCCUACUGUAUAAACUUUGUUUACUAACAUAGAUUGAAAAUCAGCAUAUUUUUUAUUAAAAGGGAAAGUUAACAUUUAAUUUCUGGAUUACAUGAACUUUAAAGAUACGUUAGUUACAUAGUAAAUGCCAUUUUCCCACAUACUGACAGCAUUUAUGUGCUGCUGAUUGAAGUCUGGUUAUUUAAAUCUGUGCAUUUUAAUUCCAAAAGAGUUUGCCUACUUUUUUUUUUUUUUAACAAUUGGUAUUCUUCACUUUUUUAAGGUGUAUAACUUAUGUAUCAUUUUAGUACUUGAGAAUAAUAACUUUUUAUGAUAAAUUUGGAUGUCUAGUUUAUUCUCAUAUGAAGCUGACAUGUUUCUUGUGUAUGAUAAGCAAUAAAUUUGGAUUUAUGGUAUGUUUUUAGAUGUAGAAAAAGGCAAGAUUUAACUUAUUGCUAUUACAACACCGUUGAAAACUUCUCCUUGCUUCUUUUACUUUUUUCUGUUGUCUGUGCCCAACUUAGGUACUCCCUGGCAGUAUCACAAGUUGAGAUUAAAUACUGCUUCCUCUUCAGCUGCAGGGAGAUAGCUUUCUCUUUUUUGACUUGCUUCUCCUCUCACCCACUAGAAUUGCAUCUGUUUUAUAAAAGGCUGAUUCCUCAAAGAUUAAAAUACAGCCUCUAUUUAAUAGGAGUGCAGGCUAUAGCUUAUCACUUCUGUAACACUGAGGUCUUUAUGUAAAUAUCCUUCAGCUUUUCAAUUUUAUCUACUCUAUAGUAAUAUGGGAGUUAUCUUUUUGUGGGGCUUUUUUUUGCUUGAGCUUUUUUAAUUAUUUAGGCAUCUUAUAGAGUGGGCACUGCAGUCAGUAAAUAUCUGUGUAUAAUAUGUAAAUAUAUUUAAAGAUUUAUAGCAGUUACUAGCAUUUUUUCAUAUUGUGCAGGAAGAGAGGUGGACUCCAGUUCUGUUCUUAUGCUGUUUGCAAAUUGUUGUGAAAGGAGAUGCCAUGUACCAUGACUUGGUUGCAAGUUUCUUCAAGUGACUUUCUGCCUUUUGUUAGGUAGAAAAAUCUGCACAAAUAUAACUUAAUAGCUUCUAUUUUAAAAUACUUGUUACUAUAGCAGCUGUGGGGGGUUGUUUUACCAAUUCAUAUAAAAAAAAGAUACACAGUUUAUUGGAUACAUGGGGAUUUCAGCCCAUUCUUGAGGGGGGAAAUAAUCAUCUGCUGUAGAUUGUUGUGUUUCUGAGCCAUUCUGUACAACUAAAAACACCUGUCCAGUUGUUCUUCCAUUCGAUACGCAGAUUUUAGAAUUCAUCAACAUAAAUAUAUUACAGGCAUCUUGGCACAUUAUGACAGUAAUAGAUUUCCAUGGAGAAAUUUUUAUAUAGUCAAUUAUUAUAUUUUUUUAACGAGGUGAUGUCUCUGAAGGUGCAAAAGAAUGGUUCUUAGAGCCUUAUUUAUUGUAUCAUGAAACAAAUGCGCAUUGACCCAGAGUUCAUAAUACUUAAUCCCAGGUCCUUGCAGGAAACUCCUUUCAGCUGAGGAACUAGCUUGCAAGUUUACAAAUAUUGUGCAGUCACAUGCUAUCAGAUUGUGGCUCUAGUCCAGAUACUCACAGAAUGUAGUUUAUUUCCAUUAAUUGCUGCAGAUGUUAAAUUGUUGAUAAUGAGUUGAUCCCAUGGCCCUUGUUUCAGAGAACAUUUACUUUGGUUUUACUUGCAUAUGCACUUGAUCAUUUGGGAAGGAUACUCAGUGUUAGGCACAUAACUGUACCUGCAGCAUUCUGCUGUGGGUCCUGUAACAUCGCUGUGGAGGUACUGUUGGAUUUGUAUCACCAGGUCUUAACAAUGCUUCAUGUUGACUUGAGAAACCUAUAAGACACCAAGAUGAUGCUCUUCAUGGUGGCUUUCCUCCAGGAGCCAUAGGUCACUGUAGAAAUACUGAGAGCUCUCUGUUGAUAUUGUAGCUUAUUUUUCUUCAGAAUGCUCGCCAAGAAUGAUGGCAUAACAUCAAACCAGUCAUAACUGAACCUUUACGUUUCCAGUGGUUGCGUUUUUCUGCCGACGAAAUUGAGGCACAAUAACUGACUUCUGGAAUUCCAUUAUAGGGACACACAAAUGGUAUAUGGUGUGAGAGAACUACAUUGUUUCCUCAGGUAGAGCCUACAGUUGCAUUAUCUUGAUGUUCUAGCAUUCAUGGCUUUUUUAAUUCUCUUCAACUACACAGUUUUAUUCUACUGACACUGAAAAUUUCCGUAAUGUGGGAGAUUCUCGUCUUAUAUGCAAGUCAUUUAGUUAACUGCAGCUGCUAAGUGCCCGGUCCCUCGCCAUUUUUUUGGGGGCUGGCGAAGGGUAACAUUCUCUUGGGUCUUCUGCAUUUUCCUGUUGAUAGUUACAAGGCUUUACACUUGCACAUCAGAUUAGAACUGUGCCCUAUGGGCAUUCAGUAACUAACAGCAAAUAACUGUCUUUGUGCACUACUUGUUACAUUCAUGCGUUAGCAAACUAGAUCAGUUUUCUGGCUUUCACCCCUUAGAAUUUAGAGACCUGGCUAGUAUUGUUAUCUACAGAACUAGUUGUUACAGUAUUUCUACCAACCGUUGUCUAUUUCAUGUUAUGUUUAUAUGGCAAAAUGCUAAUGCUAACAUUGUCUAUAAGAUAAUUCUGAAUAAAAACCUGUAGGCAGAAAAGUUCCUGAAGUUACCUCUCUCCUCUAUUUUGUUUGAUCGAGGACUAUUUUUCAUGCAUUAAGUAGAAUUCUCUAGUUCACUAAUAUCUUUGGUUCCUGCUGCUUCUAGUGUAAGCAUCAGAAGUGCAUUCAUCGUCCUUGAAAAUCUAUUUACUUUUUUAAUUGGGAAUUCUUUGUAUUGUGAAAUUAAUUUUAAAAAUAGCUGAUACUAAGUAAAUGGCUAAACUGCAUUCUAGCAGUAACUGAGCAGAAAGUAGUAGAACACAUGGCUCCCUUGAAUCGUUUUUCUCUGUUUAACAUAGUUCUGAAGUGUAGGCUUGUAAAUAGUUUUUUAUAGCAAAAGUCACUGUAAAAUAGGUUUGUAAUGUUGGAAGUACUACAGUAGUUUUGAUUCACCUGUAUAAAAGUUUCUUCUGUUUCCUAUUUAAGUAAAAAACAUACACAUUCUAAAUCAAUAUUUUAAGAAUCAAAAAUACAAUGCUAGUGUGUUGAUACAUGUGUGUGAUCCUAUAUGUAAUCCUUGUACACUGUUAUGCAGAAAAUCCAAAUAGCUAUAUAGAAAGCAGAACAGUAAUGCUUUUAACAAUAUUUAAUAAUGUAGCCAAGAUGUAAUGGGAAACUGUAGGUCUUAUAAGGCCUUCUUUGACUUUUGGGUCACAAACAAUUUAAAGAAGUAUUGAAACUAAUUUUAAGGGCCCGAUACGAUCAUAUUGUACCUCUGUCAGUGGUGCUGUAGUCUACAUAAAGUGUGUAUAUUAAAGGCAAACUGAAUGCUGUCCAUAAUACUUCCAGUUGUUUUUAAUUGGAUAAACCAGAACAUCCAAUUUCAUUCUCAAAUGUGUGACUUUUAGUUGAUCAUAUGCCUGGGUUAUUUGAAACUAUGUGGCAGAUGCAGAUGAUCUAGCUACUGCAGCUUUGGUAAGCGAGAUACUGUUGAUAUGUAAAAUAAUAAAUUUAAGAGAACUGUUAGUAAUCUUAAAUCUAAAGCUCUUUAUGUUGAUGAUACUUGUAAUAUAGCAAUAAUAAACAAGUUUUUGAAGUUUAACUUCUAGUAAAGUUGUGGGUUGGUAACUAAAAGUUUUAAUUCACAUUGGUCAGUGUUUACCGUUUGGAUUGUAACUUUUGCUUAAUGGUAGUAUUGAUGAGUAUGGGUUUAGAAAAAUAUGGAAAAAUGACAUUGAACUUUUAUCAUUAAACUGUGCUUAUGCAGUCA